AUGCGCCGCUGCCUCCGCAGCAGCAAGAAGGCCCUACGCUGUGCCUCGAAGACUGCAGCCCCGAGAACGAGAUGCGUAGCCACAGCCAUCUGCCCAGCUCGCAGCGUCGCCACGUCCACGUCCUCGAUCCCGCCCCCCCUGCCCCUCCCGAAAACCCGACGCCUACCGACAACCCUGCACGCCCAGGCACAACCCUCCUCCUCUCUGCUCCGCCGCCGCGGCUACAACUCCUCCUCUCCUCCGCCCUCUCCCGCUCCGCCAACCUCGCAACCAGGCACCGCCGCCUCCGACCCCCCCGGGGCGGAACGGGAAGCCGCCCGGGUCCUGCAACAGGCGCCUACGCAUCUCAACGACAAGGAGCGCCAGAUCUGGGAGAUGCUGAUGCGGGAGCUGCAGUGCACGAGUCUCGAGGUGCAGGAUAUCAGCGGCGGGUGCGGCAGCAUGUACGGGAUCGAUGUUGUGAGUGAGCGGUUUCGCGGGCUGGGCAUGCUGAAGCAGCAAAGGUUGGUGAAUGAGGUGCUGGGCGAGGAGAUUAAGGGGUGGCAUGGGGUGCAGCUGAAGACGAGGGCGCCGUAA
This is a messenger RNA of Drepanopeziza brunnea f. sp. 'multigermtubi' MB_m1, 576 nucleotides long. RefSeq lists its product as uncharacterized. The record is from RefSeq and is a predicted model, not a curated record. Gene Ontology annotation, cellular component: mitochondrial matrix. NCBI's taxonomy places the organism in Eukaryota, Fungi, Ascomycota, Leotiomycetes, Helotiales, Drepanopezizaceae.